UAUGGCGCUGCCGUUACCAUUUUGUGGCACUUUGCUCUACACUUGCCGAAAACAUUUAAUCUUAGAUAUUCAAUAACGGGUUAUUAGGUGCGUGGUAAGCAGGCAGUUGCUAUGCGCGUAACCGGAACGGUCGGACGUUUUCGCGGGGACGCGCGUUGCUGUAAGACGCUCAGGGUAGGCCGAAGAGGAAGUUCCGCAGCAGAACUAUACGGGAGCGGGGAAUGACGGGGACGCGCUGACCUGAUAAUUAAUGCGACAACACUGAUUGCCGGGAAGAAAUUUGCUUGCUACAAAUUUUUCUGAAUCAUGUUUGAGUCCCCUCGAAAAUCUGCAAAUCGACAUGCGUGGUCGGAAAGUCAGGAGGAGUUACGAGAAACGCAACCGGUGUCUCCUUUGAGAACAGGCAGUCGUGGAAGGAAGAAAAAGAGAAAACAGCACAAGCAGCAUCAACAACAUCCACAACGCCAGCAACGAUCGAAUCGUUCCAUGUCCAUUCCUCGGCUGCGCACCGGGAAGCCCUCGGCGCCGAUCUUGGGAAAAGGCGCUGCGUUUAACGCCGAAGACGCGAUAGUAAAAGGGAUAUUUGAAAUAGAAAAAAAGAGUUGCGACGUAGUGCUGACGGCGACGAGGGUAAUAUGGACUCCGAUCGAGCCGGAGACCCCUACAGGGGAGUCAGGCUCGUGGAGGCGGGAGGAGCAUGUAGAGCUGCGGAAUGUGUUUGCCGUGAAGGUCAAACGGCGCCGCUCGGUGGGCCAGCAGUGGGGAGGCACCCUGCUGGGCCUCACACUCUUCUGCUGCGUCAGGAAGGGGGCCAAGCUGAAGGAGCGGCCCAUGCACCUGAACAACCUCAGCGCUGACCACUGCGAGCUCUGGUUCAGGCACCUGAAGGACCUUUUGAGUGGUUUCCAGGACAGGCCCAAGUCCUUGCUGGUGUUUGUGAAUCCCGCUAGCCAUCGAAAAGAGGCCUACCAGACCUACCGAGAUGAGGUGGCCCCCCUGUUCAAGCUAGCAGACAUCAAGACUGAUGUCACGGUCACCAAGAGGAGAGGCCACGCCCUCGCCAUCCUGCGGGAAGGCCAGCUGGAUGCCUACGACGGCGUGGUGUGUGUCGGGGGGGACGGCUCAGUCACCGAGGUGGCCCACGCGCUGCUGCUCCGGGCCCAGAUGGACGCUGGGAGGGACACAGACUCCAUCUUCACGCCUGUCCGAGCAGCACUUCCUCUGGGCGUAAUACCAGCAGGCUCCACCGACAUCCUUGCCUGCUCCGUCCACGGAAUAAGCCAUCCAGUCACUGCUGCGAUGCACAUCAUCAUGGGUCAUCGGCAAGCCGUGGACGUGAGCAGCUUCAGCUCGCAGGGACGGCUCAUCCGCUUCGGCUUCUCCUCCAUGUUCGGCUUUGGGGGACGGACGAUGGCCCUGGCCGAGAAGCACCGCUGGAUGCCGCCCAGCCAGCGCCUGGAAUUUGCUGUAAUCAGAACACUGGCCAACCUUAAGCCGGAGGAUUGCGAGUUGUCCUUCCUGUCUGUGAAGCAGGACCAAGAGACCACAAAGGAACAGAAAGGACGUGACUCUUCAAGGAACAUAGGCGAGCAAGAUGUCGAGGACGGUGAAUCAUGGGUGACCAUACAGGGCCUCUUUCUCAACAUCAGCAUCAUGGCCAUUCCUUGUUUGUGCUCCAUGGCCCCCCAAGGGCUGGCGCCCAACACCAGGCUGGACAAUGGCAGCAUGGCCGUGAUUGCAGUGCGAAACGCUUCCAGGUCAGAGUUCAUCAAGCAUCUUAAGAGAUAUGGCAACUUAAAUAAUCAGUUCGGCUUCCCCUUCGUGGAAACCCACACGGCCCAUGCUGUGAGGCUCCGGCCUCGCUCGCGGGGCGACUGGGCCGAGGAUGUCCCUGAGAAAGCGGCUGAUUUCGACUCUAAGAACGUACCCAUCAUCUCCUCCGAAGUGUCCUACCCCUGGAACAUCGAUGGAGACCUGUUGGAGGUUCCUGGCGAGCUCCUCAUCAGGGUGCAUCCCCACCUCAUCAUGCUCUUCGGGGAGAACACAGAGGAGGUCGACGACUGCCCGGCUAAGUGUGGCUGCAUCUAAACGUGACCCAGUUCCUCUUCAGGUUUUCACACUCAACACACUGUACUUUGGGUUGAAAAAAAUCACAGGAAAUGACACAAUUCAGUGUAAUUCACAAAAACAUUCUCUUUAUAUAGAUGAUUUUUUUUUCUGUAUGAAAUCCAAAUUACAGUCUGUUUUGUACAUUCCAGUGUAGAAUAUUUAAAUUAAACCAAAGCAAUUAUGAUAACAAGAAAAUGCAAGAUGUUUUUUUUUACAUAUAGGUCAGACUUUAAAUUUAUAUUUCAUGCCUUUCUUAGAAAAAAAAACAUUUUGGAAUGUAUUUUUUCUUGUACGCUUAUUGUAAGUUAUUACUUGCAUAUGUAUACCUUUUCACUCCCUGAGUGGCAGUAUAUGGAUUUAUUUUUUAAAGCUUUUCUAAUGUUUAGUGUCAUUAGAACAAAGCUUUAAACAUAUUAGUUGUAUGAUACAGCAACGGAGUGUCUUGCAUUCAUCCAGCUGUUCUAAUCAACUUUUGCAGUAAACACUAAUUUUGUGAUAUUCUA
Molecule: messenger RNA, 2612 nt
Organism: Brienomyrus brachyistius
Lineage: Eukaryota; Metazoa; Chordata; Actinopteri; Osteoglossiformes; Mormyridae
Gene: cerkl
Product: ceramide kinase-like
Exons: 13
Coding region: 307-2088 (593 amino acids)
Molecular function (GO): kinase activity
Source: RefSeq, a predicted model, not a curated record